Messenger RNA from Penicillium daleae, 3057 nucleotides. RefSeq lists its product as uncharacterized. Bases 1 to 3057 code for a protein of 1018 amino acids. Gene Ontology annotation, molecular function: protein binding; ADP binding. The transcript is spliced from 3 exons. The record is from RefSeq and is a predicted model, not a curated record. NCBI's taxonomy places the organism in Eukaryota, Fungi, Ascomycota, Eurotiomycetes, Eurotiales, Aspergillaceae. Gene Ontology annotation, cellular component: kinesin complex.
AUGUCUGGCCUGGAAGUGAUCGGCGCCAUCUCUGCCGUCAUAUCCAUAAUCGACGCCUCGGUCAAGGUCUACGACAGUGCUCGGAAGGACCUCAAGUUGCCUGAGACAUUCGACACCGUUGGACGCCGACUCCCUAUAAUCCUUGAUACACUGAACACAUGCAAGAGCAAUCUAGAACCGAGCAAAGACACCAUGUCCGAGGAUGUCUGCCAAGCCUUGGGGAAGAUUAUCGAUGUGUGUGAUGAAAAAGCCCGAAAGUUGAGAGAAAUAUUUGAAAAGACCAUGCCUGGUGAAAAGGAUACGUGGGAGAAACGAUACUCCAAAGUUGUUCGGAGACUCGGUAAAGGAAACAAAGUCGAAGAUCUCAUGAUUGCGAUCACCCAAGAUGUCCAACUUAUUGUCAACCAACAUGCCGUCAAUUCUGCCACACCAGAGCAAAAGGCCGAGCUUGAAGAGAUCAUUGAAGAAAUGAAAUCUCUGCCGCCCUCAAUAUCUAAGGAAGAAAACCCGGCCAUGAGCUUUGUUGUCCACGGAGGGAAGAUGACGAGCAUGGUUCACACGGGGAGCGGCGAACAUAAGAUUGUGACCGAUAGCGGAAGGAUGUAUAUUGCUGACCAUCAAACCUUUGUUACUGAGCAGAACGAAGACUUCAGCUUUCAAAGGCCUGUUGGCACCUGCCUUGGCCAAGCGCCCUAUUUCGCACCAGAACUCUUCAUCGGUCGCAGUUUUGAGCUUGGUCAGAUGGCAGAUGUUUUGCACCCAGGCUACGAGCCUUUGGAGCAACGGCGUCUGGUACUAGGUGGUAUCGGUGGUAUCGGCAAGACACAGCUUGCCAUCGCCUACGCCAAGUCUCACUGUAAAAUUUAUGACUCUGUGCUUUGGCUAAAUGCAGCAUCUGAGGCUUCAUUGAAUGAUAGCUUUCAAUCGAUCGCCAGCCACAUCUUCAACGCCCCGAAUCUCGGCCUAGACGGCAAAGAGAUUGUGAGACGUAUACAUCAAUGGCUAUCCGACCCAAAGAAUUUUGGGUGGUUGUUGAUCUUUGAUAACUACGAUAACCCUAGUCAGUUCAAGAUCGACCGUUAUUAUCCCCCCGCUUCUCACGGGACCAUUAUUGUCACCUCAAGACGAUCAGAUCUUGUUGCUGGGAGCAAUGUCCAAAUUAAGCCUUUUAAAAAUAUUAAGGAGGGCCUCGAUAUCCUCCAAACUCGAUCUAAACGAGAGAAUAUUCUAAUAGACCCUUAUGCAAAGCGACUCGCGGAGCGACUCUCGGGUCUUCCUCUCGCCCUAGCCACUGCCGGAACUUAUCUUCAGCGAAGCGCCUUUUUCUUUGAACGAUACCUUGAAGAAUAUGAGAAACGGUGGAAUAUUGAUCCUCGCCGCCCCACCAAGCUCCAAGAGUAUCAGGAGCGUACCCUUUAUACGACCUGGGAUUUGUCAUACGAUCGCCUAGAAAUAGAGGAUCUGGAAGCUGCGAAAUUCAUGAAAUUACUAGCAUACUUCGGAAACGAAAGCAUUUGGAGGGGGCUUUUCUAUGCCGGACUUGCCGACAGUUCUCCAGAGUGGCUACGUCAAGUGAUCACAGACGAUGUCAACUUUGACGGGGUGAUGAAAACUCUGACAGAAUACCAGUUCCUGGAACUUCAUCCGAAAUUGGAAUCGUGGAGCAUGCAUAAUUGCGUGCACGAUUGGGCAUUAGCAGCACUCAAUAAGAAUAUCGAUACACAGUAUUAUUGGUAUGCCUUUGACUGCGUUAAUGCAUCUACCAAGGGGGUUGACAACGAUUCCUUUGGAAAUAUCUCCUACUCUCGGUUGGCUGUUCAUGCAACACAGCUAGUGAAUCGGCGCUUCCUCCAAGGCGAUAUCAUCUUCAGUUCCACAUCUGAGAGACUCGAUAUGUUCUCGCGUAUUGCGCGGCUCCUUCAAGACCAAAUUCAGCUUGCUGCCGCGGAGCAGAUGUAUCUACAGGUGCUAGCUGGGAAGGAGAAAACGCUAGGAGCGGAACACAUAUCAACCCUCGACACUGUCAACAGUCUUGGGAACCUAUACUGUGACCAAAACAAGCUAGAUAAGGCGGAGCAGAUAUAUCUGCGGGCGCUAGCUGGAAAGGAGAUAACGCUUGGAGCGGAACACAUAUCAACCCUCGACACUGUCAACAAUCUCGGACUUCUAUACCAUGAGCAAGGCAAGCUGGACGAGGCGAAGGAGAUGUAUGAUCGGGCGAUGGCUGGCUAUGAGAAAGACUCUAAGGAGUUCCACAUCUCUAUCCUCCGGACGUUCAAUAAUCUUGGGCUUCUGUACCAUGACCAUGGUAGGCUGGGAGAGGCAGAGAAGAUGUAUAACCAGGCGCUGGAGGGGUAUGAAAAAGCCCUUGGAGCGGACCAUAAGUUGACCCUCCACACGGUCAACAAUCUCGGGACUCUAUAUUCUCAGCAAGACAAGUUAUCUGAGGCGGAGCAGAUGUUCAACAGGGUGCUAUCCGGGUAUAAGAAAGCCCUCAGAACAGAUCAUACAUUGACCCUUGAUGCUGUCAACAAUCUUGGGGCUUUGUAUCAUAGCCAAGGCAAGUUUAGCGAGGCCGAGGAGAUGUACAACCGGGCUUUGGCUGGUAAGGAGAGAUGGCUUGGAGGGGAACACACAUCCACGCUGCAGACAGUUAACAAUCUCGGGGCUCUAUAUGAUGAGCAAGGGAAGUUAGAAGAGGCGGAGAAGAUGUACAACCGGUCUUUAACUGGGAAGGAGAAACGGCUUGGAGCGAAACACACAUCCACACUACAGACAGUCAACAAUCUCGGUGUCCUAUAUUAUAACCAAGGGAAGCUAGCAGAGGCGGAGCAGAUGUACAACCGUGCGCUCGCUGGGUAUAAGGAACAACUUGGGUCGGACCAUAGGCUCACUCUGGGCACUGUCAGAAAUCUCGACAAACUAUAUCGUUCGCAGUGCAUGCCAGCCAAGGAGGGGCAGAUGUACUACCGACCUUUGGCUUGGAAGGAGAAAAGGCUCUUUGGAACGGAACACACGUCCACCAUACAGACAUCCAAUUGUGGUCCACUAGGAUAA